Molecule: messenger RNA, 5723 nt
Organism: Rhincodon typus (whale shark)
Lineage: Eukaryota; Metazoa; Chordata; Chondrichthyes; Orectolobiformes; Rhincodontidae
Product: dedicator of cytokinesis protein 1-like
Exons: 47
Coding region: 168-5552 (1794 amino acids)
Biological process (GO): small GTPase-mediated signal transduction; cell migration
Cellular component (GO): plasma membrane; cytoplasm
Molecular function (GO): small GTPase binding; guanyl-nucleotide exchange factor activity
Source: RefSeq, a predicted model, not a curated record
CAGUUCUGCGCUGGGAAUCGCUUCCUCGCUGUCUCAUUGAUGUGUGACGUGGUUUAAGCAUGUGAUAAGUUUGCGUCUUGGCUCUUGCACUGAACAGAGUAUUGGGAGCGGACAGUCUUAAACUUUUUGAGACUUUUGUUUUGCUUCCCUUAAACCACAUCCAAGGCAUGCCUUCCUGGAUUCGAACCGUGGAUGCCAAAUAUGGUGUUGCCGUGUGGAAUUUCAAAGGGACUCAUGAGCAUCAUAUCCCUCUCCAAAUCGGAGAUACAGUCAAUAUCCUCCAAGCUUGUGAAGGUUGGUACAGAGGAUAUUCCUUGAAGAACAGAUCUGUUACAGGAAUAUUUCCUGCCUCAGUCAUUCACAUCAAGAAUGCAGCUGUUGAGAUCAGAGGUAAUCAGGAGAACAUUGUCUCAAAGGAGAUGCCCCUGGUGCAAGAAAUCACAACCACCUUGAGGGAAUGGUCCAACAUCUGGAAACAGCUGUACAUGACUGGUCAGAUUUCCAAGUUUCGGCAAGUUACUUCAAUGAUGUGCGACUUAAUGGACAGGAGAUCCCAACUUCUGUCAGGAACACUGCCACAGGAUGAACUGAAGGAACUGAAGCAAGAAGUCACCACAAAAAUAGACUUUGGCAACAAGAUGCUGGAAUUGGAUCUUGUGGUUAGAGACGAGAAUGGAAAUAUUCUUGAUCCGGAUCAGACAAGUAUCAUCAGCUUAUUCCGAGCACACAAGAAGGCUACCCAUCACAUCACAGAAUUAAUGAGGGAGGAGACGUUUCAGAACCAGAGUGAAUACAAUCGGUUUGCUCGCUUAACCUCUUCGCCCACCAACGCUCUGUUCAUCUGGGUCCGCAAUUUUGUCUGUAAAAUUGGAGAGGAAGCUGAGCUCUUCAUCUCUCUAUAUGACCCUCAGGAGCAGAAGAUAAUCAGUGAAAACUAUUUAUUCCGCUGGGCAAGCACUGGCCUACCAAAGGAGAUUGAGAUGCUGAAUAAUCUAAAAGUCGUGUUCACAGAUCUAGGAAGCAAAGACUUAACUCGGGAGAGGAUUUACUUAGUGUGUCAGAUAGUCCGAGUCGGGAGAAUGGAGCUGAAGGAAACUAAUGCCAAGAAGAUGACUCAAGGUUUGAGAAGGCCAUUUGGAGUUUCAGGCACUGAGAAAGGAGCAAAUAAUUGUUCACAGAAAGAGGAUGAAGUCAUGACUAUUGAGAUGGAAAACAGAGAGUGUGGAAGUGCUGGUGAACGGGGAGGUGUAGUCGAUAAUGCCAUAUGCCAAGGGGCCGGAGAUAAACCUGUCACUUAUUACCAAUCGGUCGUUUACUACCAGCUCAAGCAACAACGCUGGAUGGAGACUGUCAAGGUCACUAUUCCCAUCGAAGAUGUUCAGAGGACUCACCUUCGCUUCACAUUUAAACACAGAUCAUCUGCUGAAUCGAGAGAUAAAGGAGAGAAAAUAUUUGCUAUGGCGUACGUGAAACUAAUGAAACCUGAUGGAACAACCCUGCGAGAUGGAGACCAUGACCUCAUCUUGUAUAAGGGCGACAGCAGGAAACUCGAAGAUGCCACCAUCUACCUGAACAAUGUGUCCAGUAAACAGAUGGCUGAUCCCAAGCUGAAUCUGGGUUCUUCGUUCAGGAGCAGUAGCAGUGGACUGCCCACAUGCUCGAGGGACAGCUUUCAGAUUUCCACACUCGUCUGUUCGACGAAACUCACACAGAACGAACUCGACAUCAAAUCCACAAUGGAGGAGUGUAGUAAAGGUAUCGACUCACUUCUCAUGGGCAAAGCUUCAGGUGCUGACGCUAAACUGCCUGAACUCAUUGAGCUCGGAAAGUCAGAACUCCACAGGAUCUGCACAAACUUCAAUGCCUGUGUUGAGGAAAUGAAAUCGCUAUCAAAUGCCAUCAUGAAGCUCGCCAACCCUGUCAGCAGAGCUGGCCUAUUUAAGCUGCAGGAGAAAAUUGCUUGCCCACCACAACUGUUCAGCAUGAGCUCCUCUUUCCACGGUAACAAGACAGGUGAGGCCAACUGCGACAGGACAACUUUGGAGUCCUUUGAGAUCCGCAACAGGGUCAAGCAGUGUUGUGUUUUAGCACUGACACUCACUGGCAUGUUUUUCUCUGUGCUGCUAAUGUCUGCAUUCAGGGCAUCUCUAGGGGGUUUUACACACAUACUGGAGCUGGUCAGCCUUGCCCACCUGAGAUAUGUGGCAACUAUUUGCCAGGCAGUUACUGUCUGUUGCCACUUUCUCUGUAGUGUUCCGUACGAAGGAACACCUGCAACAGUGUUUCUUAUUGGCCUGAUAGCAGACAGGAAAUUCCAACACUUCAAUGCUGUCCUUGAAGCUUAUAUCCGGCAGCACUUCAGCGCCACCUUGGCUUAUAAGAAACUAUUGUCUGUGCUAACGGACUACGUUGACAAUGCAAGCCGUGGUUUGGAAUGUGAGCCUCUGAAGCGAGCCUUCAAAGCAUUAGAAUACAUUUUUAAGUUCACAGUCCGAUCCCGAUGUCUUUACUCACAUAGCCGCCUGUUACAUAGUUUCAUCAUGAACCUUCUUCCAGAUCGGCUGGUGAAGCAGAAACUACAGUCAAUGACUGCUAUUGUCAACACUGAACUCUUUCAAAGAGAAGAAUGUCGAGCUAUCCUGUUGUCAAUAAUGACCACCACACUGAAGGACCUGAUUCAGAAAAGGGAAGAGGAAGAGGCUUGCGUCGAGUUGCUCAGCAACAUCCUGGAAGUUCUCUAUCAGCGGAACGUGGGAAACACUAAUCAGGAUAUUCAGGACAUCAUGGACAAGCUGCUUCGGGCUGUCAACCAGGUGGUUAUCAUACUCGGAAGAGAUCACAGCCUCAUCAGUAAUUUUGUGGCCUGUAUGACAGCUAUUCUCAGCCAGAUGGAGUACGCACAUUAUGCCAGCUACAUCAAUUCCUUCCAGACACGCCAAGACCUCAUGGACUUCCUAAUGGAGACCUUCAUCAUGUUCAAAGACCUUAUUGGCAAGAAUGUGUAUCCUCCUGACUGGAUGGUGAUGAGUAUGGUGCAGAACAGGUCAUUUUUGUCAUCCUCAUCAAGGUUCUCUGAGGUGUUGAACAAUAAAACUUCACAUUUCCUCACUCAAGUAAACCUGGAAUUGCAGCUUUGGAACAAUUACUUUCACCUCACCGUGGCCUUCCUAACACAGGAAUCUUUGCAACUGGAGAACUUCUCGAAUGCUAAGCGUACAGCUAUCAUAUGCAAGUACGGAGAUAUGAGAGGUGUGAUCGGGGCUGCAAUCCGGGACAUGUGGUACAGUCUUGGCCAGCACAAGAUCCGCUUUAUUCCAGGAAUGGUGGGCCCAAUCCUGGAGAUGACACUUGUCCCCGAGGUAGAACUCCGCAAGUCUACAAUCCCAAUUUUCUUCGACAUGAUGCAGUGCGAGUUCCAGUAUAAGGGGAAUUUCAGAACGUUUGAGGAUGAAAUUAUCAAAAACCUGGACCAUGAAGUGGAAGGCGGUCGAGGAGAUGAGGAAUACAAGGAUCUCUUUAAAGAUAUCCUAUUGAAACACUGCAAAAUAUAUCACUACCUGGAAAAGCAAGGUGAAGUGUUUGUUGCCUUGGUAACUGGCCUGCUGGAAAGGCUGCUGGACUACAGGACUGUAAUGAAUGAUGAAAACCAGGCCCACAGCAUGAGCUGCACUGUAAAUCUGUUGAAUUUCUACAAGGACAUUGACCGAGAGGAGAUGUAUAUACGGUACAUGUAUAAACUUCGGGAUUUGCACGUCUUUCAUGAGAAUUUCACAGAGGCGGCCUACACUCUCCUCCUGCAUGCAAAGUUGCUGAAGUGGACCGAUGACCCAUUUGCCUCGCACAUCCAGGAUUUCCAAGGCUUUCAGACACAGCGGCAACUGAAGGAGAACUUGUACAAUAAAAUCAUCGAAUACUUUGACAAGGGCAAGAUGUGGGAAGAAGCCAUUCAUCUCUGCAAGGAGCUGGCAGAACAGUACGAGAUGGAGAUCUUUGAUUAUGAACUACUGAGUGAGACCCUGCAACGGCAAGCCAAGUUCUAUGAAAAAAUCAUGAAAGUGCUGAGGCCCAAGCCCGACUACUUUGCAAUCGGUUACUAUGGACAAGGCUUCCCAACCUUCAUCCGGCCACAACAGUACUGCCUCUCGUGUUCUUUUCCUUCACCGCAACCCCCAACAGUUGUUCAUUGCUUCACCGUGCAACCAAUCCUGGGAGAACAGCCACAGUUUCACAACAAGAAUGUCCCGGAGCAGAUUGUGGGCUUCUUCAAAGCUAAUAACGUUUCAAAAUUCAGCUACUCUAGACCAAUCAGGAGAGGGCCGAAGGACCCAGAGAAUGAAUUUGCUUCCAUGUGGAUUGAGAGGACCACAUUCACUACGGCAUACAAGAUGCCUGGCAUUCUCCGCUGGUUUGAAGUUGUGCAAACAUCAAUGACUUUUGUUAGCCCAUUGGAGAAUGCCAUUGAAACGAUGCAGGCCAGCAAUGAUAAGAUACUAACCAUGAUCAACCAACACCAUAGUGAUCCCAACCUUUCCAUCAACCCUCUCUCUAUGCUUCUGAAUGGGAUUGUGGACCCUGCUGUCAUGGGUGGAUUCGCCAAAUAUGAAACAAUCCCAUUGCUGGAGGAAGGGAUCAGAGUUCAUGGGAAGAAGGUCACUGAAGCUCUGAAACCUUUCCACGAUCGGAUGGAGGAGUGCUUUACCCAGCUCAAAACGAAGGUGGAGAAUGAGUAUGGAGUGCGAGACCUGUCCCUUUUUGAGGAGAGGCGAGGAGGAGGAGGUGGAGGAAGUCGCCCUCGCUCCAUGAUCCGAUCAUUUCGGCCACUGUCUGUGAUCUCCUUGAGUUCCCUGAGUUCUUCAAGCUCUGAUAAAGAAUCACCCAAGGUGCCUGGAGAGAGUGCGGCCGAGCCACCAUUGCCAAAGAAGCAGAGCUCCCGUUCCCAGGAGAAAUCGCAGGACAGUGGGUUGAAAGAUUUUGAGGAGAAGAAGUUCACCAGGAAGGAGAACAGAGUCAGCGGGCUGUUCGCCUCCAGAAAGUUAUCUGUGGCUGCUCCUCCUCCUCCAGACAUCACCGAGGAGCCUUCACGAUUGUCACACUUGGUGGGCAACACGAGAAUGGUGGAAAGCAAUCCCAAUUCAGAACAGCCUGCUGAUGAAAACAUUGCAAGUCCAGCAGGACAACGAGAACUGGACACAGUACUCCAGAAGAGGCCUCACCAACAUCCUGUACAAUCUCAACAUGAUGCCCCAACUCCUCUGCUCAAAGGACUGAGCAGUGAAGGACAGGCCUUUACUGUACUCAAUGGUUUCGGUGGACGGGUAAAGAGUGCCAGGCCUCCCCCAUUGCCAAAGAAAAUUAACCCUCUGCUCCUGGAGAAUUUCAGCCAGGAUCAGGGCGACCCUCUGAGUCUCCCCAUCCACCAGGGGUCAGCUAAUGAGCAGUUCCAGAAUAAGGCUGCCUGUCUGCCAACGCCAGAUGACACCAAAGGCCCUAAGUCUCCACCGCCUCCUCCACCACCAAAGAACAAGAGACUAGUCACUCCCUCCCACAGCUGACCGCACACUCCGUCCAGACCAGAAGAUGCUUUGCCAAUCUCAAAGCAAUGCUCAGGGUGUCACAUGGUCAGGCUGGUAGAAUGUGUUACCUCACAACAGGACCAGUGCAUGACCUCCAUACAUCUGCACCCCCCCACUUUUUGUCGUCAUGUAUUAAAAUUGAUUUCCGCA